Molecule: messenger RNA, 360 nt
Organism: Mesorhabditis belari
Lineage: Eukaryota; Metazoa; Nematoda; Chromadorea; Rhabditida; Rhabditidae
Source: the annotation of a GenBank genome assembly
AUGCAGACCCUUUACGUGAUCCUCUUCUUUAUUGGCUGCGCGCUGGCGUGCGAUAUCAUUGUUCAUGUGAAAUCGGAUACGGAUAAGCCAUUCCAAGCUCAAGUCACCGCCAGCAACGGAAAGAAGAGUGACAAGUGGAAUCUUGACAAGAAGAAGGUCAAAUUUUCGUUUCACCAGAAAGCUGAUGAGUGUGGACUGAAUGAUUGGUCGAUCACCACAUGGGAGAAAGGAGUUGAGAAGAGCACUGUCAAGGUGACUUUGGACGGAACCGGUCGUGUCACCUACUUGGUCGGUGAUGACUUCAAACCGGUGCAAAAGGAUCGCCAGGGAGCGAUUUGCAAGGGAGACUGCGCCCCAUUG